Molecule: messenger RNA, 2646 nt
Organism: Neomonachus schauinslandi (Hawaiian monk seal)
Lineage: Eukaryota; Metazoa; Chordata; Mammalia; Carnivora; Phocidae
Gene: HADHA
Product: hydroxyacyl-CoA dehydrogenase trifunctional multienzyme complex subunit alpha
Exons: 20
Coding region: 24-2315 (763 amino acids)
Biological process (GO): fatty acid beta-oxidation
Cellular component (GO): mitochondrial fatty acid beta-oxidation multienzyme complex; mitochondrion
Molecular function (GO): NAD+ binding; long-chain (3S)-3-hydroxyacyl-CoA dehydrogenase (NAD+) activity; enoyl-CoA hydratase activity
Source: RefSeq, a predicted model, not a curated record
AUUUUCGUCCUCUUCUGCUCAAGAUGGUGGCCUCCCGGGCGAUAGGCAGUCUCAGUCGCGCCACUGCCUCCAGGAUGCUCCGCUGCCCAGGUUAUAUUUGCCACAACUUUUCAGGGUCCUCUGCUUUGCAAACCAGAACCCAUAUUAACUAUGGAGUCAACGGGGAUGUGGCUGUUGUUCGAAUUAACUCACCCAAUUCAAAGGUAAACACACUAAAUAAAGAACUGCAGUCAGAGUUCGUGGAAGUAAUGAAUGAAAUCUGGACUAGUGAUCAAAUCAGAAGUGCUGUCCUUAUCUCAUCGAAGCCAGGCUGCUUUAUUGCAGGUGCUGACAUUGGCAUGUUAGCCUCUUGCAAGACCCCUGAAGAGGCAACACAAGUAUCACAGGAAGGACAGAGAAUGUUUGAGAAACUUGAGAAGUCCACAAAGCCUAUUGUGGCUGCCAUCAGUGGAACCUGCUUAGGAGGAGGACUUGAGCUUGCCAUUUCCUGCCAAUAUAGAAUAGCAACCAAAGAUAGAAAAACAGUAUUAGGUACCCCUGAAGUCUUGCUGGGCAUCUUACCAGGAGCAGGAGGCACACAAAGGCUGCCCAAAAUGGUGGGUGUACCUGCUGCUUUUGACAUGAUGCUGACUGGUAGAAACAUUCGUGCAGACAGAGCAAAGAAAAUGGGACUGGUUGACCAAUUGGUGGAACCGCUGGGACCAGGAUUAAAACCUCCAGAGGAGCGGACAAUUGAAUACUUAGAAGAAGUUGCAGUCACUUUUGCCAAAGGACUAUCUGAUAAGAAAAUCUCUAUAAAGAGAGACAAGGGAUUAGUAGAAAAAUUGAUGUCAUAUGCCAUGAGUAUUCCAUUUGUUAGGCAACAGAUUUACAAAAAGGUGGAAGAAAAAGUACGAAAACAGACCAAAGGCCUUUAUCCUGCACCUCUGAAAAUAAUUGAUGUGGUAAAGACUGGAAUUGAGCAAGGGAAUGAUGCUGGCUAUCUCUCUGAAUCUAAGAAAUUUGGAGAGCUUGCAAUGACCAAAGAAUCGAAGGCCUUGAUGGGACUUUAUCAUGGGCAGGUCCUGUGUAAGAAGAAUAAAUUUGGAGCUCCACAGAAGGAAGUGAAGCACCUAGCCAUUCUUGGUGCAGGGCUGAUGGGAGCCGGCAUUGCCCAGGUGUCUGUGGAUAAGGGCCUGAAGACCAUACUUAAAGAUGCUACACUAGCCGGGCUGGGCCGAGGACAGCAACAGGUGUUCAAAGGAUUGAAUGAUAAAGUGAAGAAGAAAGCUCUAACAUCAUUUGAAAGGGACUCCAUUUUCAGCAACUUGACUGGGCAGCUCGAUUACCAGGGUUUUGAAAAGGCUGACAUGGUGAUUGAAGCUGUUUUUGAGGACCUUAGUCUUAAGCACAGAGUGCUAAAGGAAGUAGAAGCGCUGAUUCCGGAUCACUGUGUCUUUGCCAGUAACACAUCUGCUCUCCCAAUCCGUGAAAUUGCUGCUGUCAGCAAAAGACCCGAGAAGGUGAUUGGCAUGCACUACUUCUCUCCUGUGGACAAGAUGCAGCUGCUGGAGAUCAUCACAACCGAGAAAACGUCUAAGGACACAACCGCUUCGGCGGUAGCCGUUGGGCUCAAGCAGGGGAAGGUCAUCAUUGUGGUUAAGGAUGGACCUGGCUUCUACACCACCAGGUGUCUCGCACCCAUGAUGUCUGAAGUCCUUAGGAUCCUCCAGGAAGGAGUUGAGCCUAAGAAGCUGGAUUCCCUUACCACAAACUUUGGCUUUCCUGUGGGUGCUGCCACACUGGUGGAUGAAGUGGGUGUGGAUGUAGCAAAACACGUCGCGGAAGAUCUGGGCAAAGCCUUUGGGGAGCGGUUUGGAGGUGGAAGCCUAGAACUGCUGAAGCAGAUGGUGUCCAGGGGCUUCCUGGGUCGCAAAUCUGGGAAGGGCUUUUAUAUCUACCAGGAGGGUGUGAAGAAUAAGAAUGUGAAUUCUGACAUGGACAGUAUUUUGGCAAGUCUGAAGGUGCCCCCAAAGUCUGACGUCUCCUCCGACGAAGACAUCCAGUACCGCCUGCUGACCAGAUUCGUGAAUGAGGCCGUCCUGUGCCUGCAGGAAGGGAUCUUGGCCACACCCGCAGAGGGAGACAUCGGAGCCGUCUUCGGGCUCGGCUUUCCCCCAUGUCUUGGAGGGCCCUUCCGCUUCGUGGAUCUGCACGGUGCUCAGAAGAUAGUGGACCGGCUCAGGAAGUACGAGGCCGCCUACGGAAAACAGUUCACCCCGUGCCAACUGCUCAUCGACCACGCUAACAGCCCUGACAGGAAGUUCUGCCAGUGAGCGGGCCCCCGCCCAGCCAGCGGCGCUGGUUCUCUGGCAGAGUGGCAUCUAGACGCAUCAGAGGAACCGGAAGGCAAACAAACUCUGGCACUGGGUGUGCGCCCUGACCAAAGUGCCUUCAGUUAGGACAGUCUCUCCCUCCUGUUGAAGUGUGGCUGUGAAUGAGUUUGCACCUCACGUUAGGAGGAACCCGUAAGUCCCGACACCCCGAGUGCCGGCGUCUCCAGAGCUGACUUGCCGCCUGCUCCGCCGGGGCCGGUGGUGGCCGGUGGCGGCCCGGGCAGUUCUGCACCCAGCCACCUGUGUGAUAACAAUAAAAACCAAACUCUGA